AGUGGUGGAAUCGAACGUCCCCGAGCGCACACGGCGUAGAAGGAGAGUACGGCGCACGAGUCUCUGGAAGGAAGAUAACGGUUUCUUUUUUUGCCCCCCUCGCCACACAAACAACAAGAACAAACCAAACCUGAAUUUUUAGGGGGGUUUUCAGAGUCUUCUCGUCUCAAGGAGGAGGGAAGCGAGGGAUUGGAGCCGCAAGUUUUUUUUUUCUUUUUCCGUUUUUUUCUCCUUUUCCCAAAAGAGGAUUCUGUGUUUCUCGGUGGUUUGUUCUCCGCUCUCGCCGCAAAGAUGAUGGUCGGAGAGGUCGAAGUGAAGGAGCGACCGAGGCCGAGUCCCGACUAUUUGAUGCAAUUAUUAAACGAGAAGAAGCUCAUGACCAGUUUGCCAAAUCUCUGCGGCAUCUUCACACACCUGGAGAGGCUUCUCGAUGAAGAGAUCAACAGAGUGCGUAAAGACAUGUACAGCGACUCAGUGAAUGGCCUUGUGGACAGACACCCUCUGGAGCUGCCUGAGCCUCUUGGACCCAUCGUCCACCUGCAGGAAAAACUGUUUGUGCCUGUCAAAGAGUACCCCGAUUAUAACUUUGUGGGGAGAAUCCUUGGCCCUCGUGGACUCACAGCCAAGCAGUUGGAGGCCGAGACAGGAUGCAAAAUCAUGGUGCGAGGCAAGAGCUCCAUGAGAGACAAGAAGAAGGAGGAGCAGAACAGAGGGAAGCCAAACUGGGAACACUUAAACGAAGACCUUCAUGUCCUGAUCACAGUGGAAGACACACAGGGCAGAGCUGAGAUCAAGAUGAGGAGAGCGGUGGAGGAGGUCAAGAAGCUUCUCGUACCUGCUGCCGAGGGAGAAGACAAUUUGAAGAAGAUGCAGCUGAUGGAGCUGGCGAUUCUCAAUGGGACCUACAGAGACAACAACAUCAAAACACCCACCCUUGCAUUCUCUCUUGCAGCGGCGGCAGCAGCCGCUCAGGGCCAACGUCUCAUAGCGACCCCCACAGGUCAGGUGAUGCCUCCCCAGGCACUCCGGCCCCCAACACCGGGUGGGGGUCAAAUCAUGAACCUCAUCCGGUCCCCUCAGAUGGCUGCCAUGAUGCCCAAUGGCACCCCCACCCUGGUGCCUCCCUCACCGGAUGGCGGGCUUAUCUACACUACCCCUUACGACUACCCUUACGCCCUGGCACCCACCUCCCUGCUGGAGUACCCCAUCGAGCACAGUGGGGUUCUAGGUAAGAGAGCCUGGGGAAGCAUGGGUCCAGCAGGUACAUUGGCCAACUUUGGCCAGCUUGGACAGGAGGGAAGCUUGUUUUACCCUGGAGCUGGGGUGCUGGACAUGGCUGCCAUGAGCCACAGUCAAGAAUUGUUGAAAGGUGCAAUGGCUUCUAAAGUGAGACGGCAUGACACGCGGGUCCAUCCUUACCAAAGGAUUGUGACCGCUGACAGAGCCGCCACCGGCAACUAACACAUGACCUUCUGACCUCUGAACUCUUCACCCAAUGACGAGCCGCCCCAAGCCUGCCUGCUGAUCAGUUAACUGGUAAUUGCCUUUUGCUAGCCUCUCGGACGCAAGUGAGAGAGAAAGAGAGAGAGAGAGAGAGAGAGAGUACAGUUACCCUAACACGUUCUGAAAAAAGUAGAAACCAAUGGAGAAUCUUCACAGAAACACAACAAAACCCAACCAAGUUGUGCAAUAUCCAUAUUUUUCCCUCUGUUCAUUGAGUUCAGUUCCCAUUCUUUCUCUUUCUUUUUCUUCAUGAAUCAUAUAUUGGGUGGAUGUGUUUGUGGUAUUACUCAUAAAUCUGCACUGAAUUAUAUAGCAAUAAAGACCCCCAACCUGCCCACUCCUUUAAUCGCUCUAAAUUGGUGACCUCACUUGGAUGAAUAAAAGUUAAAUAUCUAUUUGACGCAAACCAUUUGGUUUCAGAGUAAUAAACAUGAUCCCCCUGAAAUAUAAACAACAACCUCCGGAGCCCCCCACCCCACCCUGUUUCUAUCUAUUGGGAGAGAAAAAGAAAUAGAAGGAAAGAGAACAUACACUCACAUUAACUUGUUUAAUUUCUGUCAUUUUUCACAUGUAGUGCAGUUGUUGAGCUCUAAAAUGUAAUUAUGAGCUGACACAUUCUGGGUGUGCCCUCCAAACAGCUUUCUGUCCGUUUUAAAACAAGCAUGGCUGAAACAAUUGCAAAAAGAGCUUUUUUUGAUUUAUGUGUUGUUUUAUUUUCCUCCCCUUUUUUGGCUUUACAUUUUACUCAUUUUCUCCACUUGAUUUUGGUUUCCUUGUUGUUCAUAUUUGACUAAUUAGCUUUGCUUAGAUUGACGAGCCAAAAUAAGGCAGGUGGUUACCUCUGGAAAACAAAAGCAAUCUCGUGUUUGAAACGGGCUGCAGAAACUAAGAAAUGAUGAAGGGCAAGAUGGGAAAGUCUCCGUUUGGGCUGAUGGGUCUGUGUGUGUGUUUUUUAAUUAAUACUACAAUGAAAGUAGGGUGUGCUGAGGCUUCGGGGACAUUGGGGCAGUGCUUAUUAGCUACUGACCAUUGCUACGUCCCCAUCCACACUACAUCCAUUAUACAGUGCCUGGUGUAUUUAGAAAAUGAUCUCAAUGAGUUAGCUGAGCUGUGAUCGAAAAGACAAAAAAAAAAGUAUUAAGUGUGCAUAUUUAGCCAAAGGGUUUUCAAAUGAAUUAUAUAUCUGCAAUUAUGCAUCUGUCUCACAGAGGGCUCUCUUUGUGAUUUUAUAGUUUGGAAAGAUGUGCGCCUGCUUUCCACUGGAACAGACAGCCAAUCAGUUAGAAUACCUUUGACCCAUUAAUGCUCUGUCUUUUUCUGAGGAGGUGAAAGCAGGCAGUUAACACUAAAUCAACACGCUACUCAAUUACAGCUAGGGGAAGGGCCCUUUGAAGUUCUGCACAUAGAGGCUUUUGUCAUGAGCUUUCUAUAUUAGUUUGUUUCAUCAGCCACAUUGCCAAAAUAUGUUUUAUGUCUAUUUUAUUUUUUGCAUCUCAACAUUUGGCCAAUUGUCUUUUAUUUUUAACCUAAGUCAUAAGUGGAUAUAAUAUGAGCCUUCCUGCAAAUUCGAAUUUUUUUUUAUUUUUAGUCUGAUUUAUUUUCAGUAUGAAACAUUUGUUUUCCACACAUGACAAACCCUCCAAAAGCGCAUCCACAAUGUGUCACAUCUCCCUUCGAUCGCAGUCUAGCUCCUGAGCUACAAUCUUUGUUCAACUCUCUCAAGAAAAAAAUAGGAUGUGAAAGCCAUGCCUGCCUGUUCAAAUUGCUUUAUACAUACGUCUUAUAUAUAUAUAUAUAUAUAAAAUAUAUAUAUAAAUAUAUACAAAUGUAGAUAUCUGUCAUUGCAUAUACAAAUACAUAAGUGAACAAAAAAUAGAUAAUUUUACAGGGUGCUGGAGAAGAUAAAAAAAAUUAAAAAAUCUAUUUUUGGCAAUUCUAGCUUUUGAUACUUUACUUGCAGUUACAAAAUCGGAAAAAAAAAUCAAAUAAAAAAAAAAAGUUUUAAAGUGGGAAAACAGAAAAAACUGAGUGGGUGAAGAAAAAGUGCUGUUACUUGGAUAUGAUUGGAAAGGAAGACGAAGACCAAAACAGUCCUAACCUUUGAAAAGUUAGCGAGGAUCACAGCGAGACGAACGCCUCGAGAGUUUCAAAAGGAUCAAAUCAAAGUGCCUUAUCAACAGUGGUUUCUGUUUUCUGAGUAUUCCAGUUGUGUUCAAUAAUAUCCAGCACCCACCAAGAUGGCGCAGAGAGGAAUGGCUAGUGUUACAUGCUCCGAGUAGUCGAGCAGGGUAGCUCCCACCAUAUCGUGGCGUUACCGAAGUUAUUCUAUGCAAAAAGAAUAGCAGUCGUUUUGACCAGCUAAAAUAUGUGCCAUGGUUUUGUCUUCCUGAAAUUAUUUUGUUUUUGUUUUUCCUUUUACUUGAUGGCCCUUUACUCUUAUGUAUGUGCAGGAUUUGUCCUCUUUUUUUAUUUAGAUUUUAAUGAUCACAUGAAAUAUUGUCCUGAUUUUUGGUGACUGUGACUAACUUCCUAGAACAAAUUGAACUGCCGAUAGCAAUGCAGUAGUCUGCCGGAACAUGUUAUGAUCAUGAGCUGAGGAAAAAGCAUAACGUUCAAGGUAAUGGAUAGGGAAAACGGGGGCGUCGUCCCCGUUGGCAUUAAGCCCAUUUGUUUCAAUAGCUGUCAACUGAAAGCCUCCAGUCCGUGUUUCUCGAUGUCAUUUUGACAACAAACUAUCAAUACAAUCACGAGAUUUAUAAUGGGCCAACGAAAUGCUGGAUAAUGAAACGAGCAACUCUAUUUCACAGCCAAAUGGUUUUCAGUUAUUGAAACAACUGACAGUUUUUUGCUGGAAGGUAAAGUAUUCUCGUAAUAUUAAAUUGAAGAAUUCUUAGAUCCCAAUAUUACCCAUGACAGUUUGUUUUUCUAUUCAUAGCUCUUUCAUCAUGCUGUUACACCGAAAGGUCAAUUAAUUUUUCUUUCUCAGUGUUAUUAUUUUAAAUUGAAAUGCAAUAUUAAAGUGGAGCAAGUGAUGGCUAUUCAGCAUUUGACAGUAUUAAGAAAAUUCCUUCUGCAAUGUUACAACUUGCUGUGUCAUUGUGAAAGGCUGGAUAAGUCCAUCAGGUGAAAGGUUAACUAUAUACCUACCGUAUUCUCUCUGGCCUGCCUACUACAUGUAUGAUAAUGUAAUUAACAGCCAUUGUUACAGGUUUAUAAUGUAUUUUUCUAAUCUCAUUUUAUAUGUAUAUUAAUCAUGUUUCUGAGUGCUUUUUUUUUUUAUGAACUCCACAUGCAACUCCCUCCCCCAAAACGUCCCCUCUCUUCCUCCCCUCCCCAUCCUCUUUUACAUCUUGAAAGCUGUCUCUUGUGGGGAGUGUUGCCUUUUCCCUGUUAUAUUUGGUUUUGUUUUCUUGCCUAUUCCCAGCUUGUUUAACUCAUUAGCUUCUUUAUUAGUUUUCUUGUCAUAAGUAUUUUUACAUGCUUGCAUUUAGUUUUCAUGGUGUAUGCUGUUAUUUUUCUUAUUAACCUCUUGGCAUUUAUUUUAAUAAAACAUUCUUAGUAAGAAUUUUACUAACUUGCUGAUAUUUUGUCUUGUGUUUUUAACCAGUUUCAUGAAUGUAUUACCUUGGUCUGGUUCACGGACUAACACAUUAAAACUGGUGUCUGGCCACCACUUACACACUACAUACGCACACAAGCACACACUCGUCCAUUUUGCACAUAUGCUCCGCAUACAAUUACUAAACACACACACACACACACACACAGCCUAACUGGAAACUGCACGAGUUGAUAAACGUCCCUCACUCCCGCUCACGCACUCUCACCCCUGUGCUGCAGAACUCUGCUGACACUCUUCACACUUGCCUCCCCGCUCAGUUCCAACACUGCUGCUGUGUCUCGUCGACUCUCCUGUUGGUUGUCCCGUCCUUCUGUGUCACUGACCCCACGAGACGGGAGGAAACGUCGCAGUGUCUGUGGGUGGGAUUGGAAAGUGUACAUUAUUAGAGGUCACUGGUUAACUUCUGGGUCAGCUGAACAAAAGCGCACUCUCACUAACGGGGUGAUUUGUGUGCACACAAAAGUCAAAAACUCAAACGUCCACCAGUGUCCUCUUUCUCUAAAUAGUGGUUAGUGCAGGGCUAGUUAUAAUCUGUGCAAAGAUACUGCAAAUAAUCGUCAUCUCAAAAGAAUUUAUUUUACUGUGAAUUAUGUAGAGUUCACGAUCACGCGUUUUAUAAAUAAAUAAUUUACAACAGACGCAUAGAUGGCGGUUGUGUGAUCGUCUAAAUCUGUCCCCAGUCUCUUUGCCUCGUUGCCUCUAAGGCGUGUUAUGCCUGGAUAGCAGCAUUAUAGUUAUCGCCAGCUGUUGUCUGUUUGGUGAACACUUCUCCCAAUUCAGCUUAUUGAUAUAAUGGCUAAUACUGGGCCGUUUGGGAGCAUCCAUAAUGCUUAGACACACACCAGUAGACUGCCAAUAUGAAGUACUUUGGGAUCAAAACAACCGUACUAUUCCUUCCGGUGUAAAAUGCUGAUAUGGCUUUCAGCGAGCUAGUAUUUAUUGUUUUCUGUCAAACACUGCCAGUGUGUGUCGUUCACUCGACUACAGUGCACUUGUCCCUGGGUUCAGUCGGCUCUCUUCUCUCUAUUCAUCUUUUUUUUUUUCUUCCCCCACUAAUUCAAGGUAUUGACACUGACACAGGAGCAAAAAGAUUAAUUCAUUAAUCCUUAUUACUUUAACCCACUGAGUGAUGCCUCCAGAUUUAUUUUCCCUUUUUUUCUCCUCCUUUUUAAAUCUGCACAACACAAAACAUCUUGGCCUUAACUGUUGCAAUUCUCUUCAUGUCUCAGCAAGCAAAGAACAAGGAAGGAUUAAAGGUGUCCUAACAGCAAACUUAACAUUUUCCUCUCUCUGAUAUUAACAUUUUUUUGUCUUUGAUCUGAAAACGGGUGUUUUCGCCUCUAACGCCUGCUUAAACACCAGCAAGUAGAGAUGGCGAUUGGAUUAAUGGCAGCCAUCCUUAAUAGUUUAUUCCCCUUUACUUUUUUUCUUGUCAGCCAUAGGAUUUUUUUCAAUUUAUUAAUGUCGGAUUGGCCGUUCAUGUUUGGCUCUUAUUUGCCAUAUGCAGCUAGAGCUACAAUCCGUACAUUAGCAGUCGAUAUAUUAAUGCCGUCACGAGCUUCGCUUUAUUUAUGCCGGAGAGGUUUUCAGCCACCAAGCUGAUGAAAAAUGCAAGUUUUUUUUCCAGAGCACAAUGUAUUGAAAACACUGCCUGAAAUAUUGCAUCUGUGAGUUAAAAGUGCCUUUUUUUCCUGCGAUUGGGAAAUUAAUUUAUUUUUGUACUUUAUCAUUCAAGUGCCAAUGUUCUGUCUUCCUUCAUCUCGCCAAGAAGGUUUUUUGUUGAACACAAAAAGUAAAUGUCCACACUUCCUUUUUUUUCAGCACAAAAAAAACGCACUAAAACAUAAACUGGAAAAGUUUGACCACAUAUGGGGAAUUUGUUUUGUCUCGGAUGUUUCCCCGCCAUUAAACUUCGGCUUAAUGGAUCAUGAUUUGAAUUUGAUCAAUAUAAUAUUUUCCUAGAUUGGACCCCAGUGUGCAGGAUGCAUCUCUGGCUGAGUUCUCAGUGCCUUUCAGCUCCGUCGCAGGGCAUUUAGUGCAUUUAUCUACUAACCACCUUCUCACCUGUCAAUCUUUUAUUUUUCUUCUGUUCUGUUUAACAAACAUUCCUCCAAUGAGUUAAACGGCAGGUUAACCAAUCGGUAGCACUCAGGUGGUUCAAGGGCAAACGCUACUAAAAUACAGAAUGAGACUACUUUUUUUUUAUAGCCCCACUGGAUUUUUGUGUUAAUUCUUUGACUGUGAAAAGUAUGCAUCGAAAGUAUCAUCAUUUUUUCCUAAAAUUUUCCUAUUCUGUAAGUUCCUCAUCCAUAUAGUGAUGCACUAAAAUCUGAAAAUAUUUUUUUUCAUUUUCAAGUUUUUAUGUGAAGUCGCUUUUAUUUUGUCUUUGUGUUACCUUGUUUUUAUAGAGGGUUAGACUCAGAACUUUGAAUAGGGUGUAAAACAUGUAAUGCCAGUUUUUGUUGCUCACACCAAAAAAAAAAAAAAAAGGAAGAAGGAAAACAAAUGUCAUGUGUGCAAUAAAGAAGCAUAUUUACAAGCUUU
Messenger RNA from Cyclopterus lumpus (lumpfish), 7669 nucleotides. It is a transcript of the gene qkia, whose product is annotated as QKI, KH domain containing, RNA binding a. Gene Ontology annotation, molecular function: mRNA binding. Bases 292 to 1461 code for a protein of 389 amino acids. Gene Ontology annotation, biological process: regulation of mRNA splicing, via spliceosome. The record is from RefSeq and is a predicted model, not a curated record. The transcript is spliced from 8 exons. NCBI's taxonomy places the organism in Eukaryota, Metazoa, Chordata, Actinopteri, Perciformes, Cyclopteridae. Gene Ontology annotation, cellular component: nucleus.